AUGCAGCAGGAAGGUCCGGCGGUAAGUGGCGUCCAACAGAAUCCCGGAGGGCCCCGUUCCGCAGCCAUGCCGCCUCCCAUGGGCAGUCACCCUGGUCCGAACGGUAAUCGUGGCGGGCCUAUCUUGCCUUUCGAGUACGGCCCUGAUGCUGGCCCGUAUAGAGAUCAAGUCGAGGUCUCCCAGGAGUUGGUACCGAUGGUCAUUGGGAAGCGAGGCGCUACCAUCUCAACUAUGAAGCAGCAGACGGGAGCGAACAUAUACGUAGUGACUGGGUCGGACAUUGGAGACCAGUCGACUCGUGAACAAGGUUAUAGCAUCUUCUUCGUUGAUGCACAGACUGAGGAGCAGUUGCAGGCCGCAGUUGAUGCCAUUCGGGAGAAGGUAUCCCCACUUGAGCCUAAGGAAGGCGAGAUCCAAAAAUUCUUUGAAAUUCCGGACCACAAAGUCCCGGAGGUUCUCGGACCACAGGGAAUCGCGUUGGCAAGGAUCAAGGAGCGAUCGGGAGCCCGACUAGAAAUCAAGGCCAUCCUACCGACGGAUUACCACGGCCCGGCUAAGAAUAUGCCCAGGACUGUCAACUGUGUUGGCACUGAGGAAGCUGUGAGCAAAUGUGAGGAGCUCGUCAACAAGGUCGUAUCGGGUACGGUCACUUGCGCGGACUUGAUCUCUGAAUACGAAGUUGGGCACCCAGAGGUCCGAUCUCAGAAGAGACUCAGCUCCUCUCUACCCUAUGACGAUACGAAGCGUCGUAGAAUGGACUAUGGCGAGUAUCAAGGAGGCUAUGAUAGCUCCUAUAACGCUGGCUACCAGCGCGGUGGGGGGCCGCCAGGUGGUGGGUAUGGCGGUCGCGGACCCAUGAAGGGCGGAGGAAAGGGUGGCUGGAGCGAAAGCCCUGCUGACUCCUGCAUGCUCGAAGUCCCCUCUAGUGGUGUUGGAGCUAUCAUUGGUCGUGGUGGCGAGAUUAUCAACCAGUUGAAAGAGGAUGGGCGCUGCGACAUACAGAUCUCCAAGAGCGGAGGUCCCUACCGAGAAGUGUCCAUCCAGGGACCAUAUGACGGUAUCUUGACUGUGGUUGGAUUCAUCAACGAGAGACUGGCGGGUGCUCACACAGUGAAGUCGAUGCCAGCCAAUGGGCUCCCCCCUUAUCUAUUUGGUAGUGGAGGUGGCCCCAGUGGCCCUGGCAUGGCCCCUCGUGGAGGUCCUCCCAUGAGUGGUGGUCCUGGAAGAAUGGGUGGUGGUCCGCGGCCUUAUAUGCAGCAGAGUUCCCCUCCUCCCCGUUCCUAUGGCAGCAAGCGGCGAGUCGACCUCCCCAGUGAGUACGGUCGGAAACGUCCAAUGACAAGGCGCCGCGUAGAGAAGCGAACUAGACUUACAACCAUAUGA
This is a messenger RNA of Perkinsus marinus ATCC 50983, 1383 nucleotides long. RefSeq lists its product as hypothetical. The record is from RefSeq and is a predicted model, not a curated record. Gene Ontology annotation, biological process: regulation of gene expression. Gene Ontology annotation, molecular function: mRNA binding. Bases 1 to 1383 code for a protein of 460 amino acids. NCBI's taxonomy places the organism in Eukaryota, Perkinsozoa, Perkinsida, Perkinsidae. Gene Ontology annotation, cellular component: cytoplasm; nucleus. The transcript has 9 exons.